Molecule: messenger RNA, 1195 nt
Organism: Trifolium pratense (red clover)
Lineage: Eukaryota; Viridiplantae; Streptophyta; Magnoliopsida; Fabales; Fabaceae
Product: tRNA-splicing endonuclease subunit Sen2-1-like
Exons: 2
Coding region: 284-1036 (250 amino acids)
Biological process (GO): tRNA-type intron splice site recognition and cleavage; tRNA splicing, via endonucleolytic cleavage and ligation
Cellular component (GO): tRNA-intron endonuclease complex
Molecular function (GO): nucleic acid binding; tRNA-intron lyase activity
Source: RefSeq, a predicted model, not a curated record
ACUAGCUAGUGCCUACAAAAGAAGAAGUUACAAAAAAAAAAAAUAUAAUAUAGAUUGCACAAAUCACAAAUGGACCAAAUGAUGCAUUUUGUUUGGUCCUUAUAUGAGUUUCAAACUUUUCAAGUUAAAAUAAAUAUGCAUGGAAUGGAACCAAAAUGAAGCAAUUGGUGCUUAUAUUAACAGAGCACAAUUGUUUUCCUUCUCUAUCAUUGGCUACACUUUCAGCUGAUCAACAACAUCUCUCACUUUCGCUUAGCUUGUGACUAAGGCAAAGUGCAAAUAAAUGGCACCAAGAUGGAAAGGCAAAGAUGCAAAAUCUAAAAAGGAUGCAGAAGCUGAGGCACUUAAAGAACCCAUGUCAAAGAUUAUAUCACAACUUCAGUCUUCUUUUGUUCAAUCAAAUACUUGUGGAUUUCUCUCUGAUAACUGUGUACACUUAGCAGUGCAAGGGGAACAACUUGACCUUCUUGAUAAAGCAUGCUUCGGUCGACCAGUGAGAAUAGUUGAAAAGGACAUGUACUGGUUUCAAUUAACCUUGGAGGAAGCAUUCUACCUAUGUUAUUUCCUGAAAUGUCUCGAGAUUAAUGGUAGAGCUGAUGAUAGUCCCUUAAGUAAUGAAGAGUUGUGGCGUUACUUCAAGUCCAAGAAAGAAGCAUUCCCGUGUUUUUACAAGGUUUAUUCUCACCUUCGAAUAAAAAACUGGGUAGUGAGGUCAGGGGCUCAGUAUGGUGUAGACUUCAUUGUCUAUCGCCAUCAUCCGGCUCUCGUGCAUUCUGAGUAUGGUGUACUUGUUCUAUCACAUGACAAUGAUGCUGAUCUAAAUGGAAGAUUAAGUGUAUGGUCUGAUGUUCAUUGCUCAACUCGACUUCUAGGUAGUGUUGCAAAAACGUUAUUAGUUUUGUACAUUAAUAAAAAUGGUCAGAAUGAUGAGUCUCCGUUAUGUUUGGCAAACUAUACCAUUGAAGAACGCACAAUAUCCAGAUGGAGUCCAGAACAAUGCCGUGAAAGAUCCGUAUUGACCUUUUUGGAUCUCUAAACAAAACAGAAAAUACUCAACUCAUCCAUAAUUUAAUUUGAAGGUUAGUCUUACAUAUUCUAACUAGCGUUCUUUUACUUUUUGUUUGUUUUCAAUUUUAACCUUCUGUUGAGUGGUUUGUGGAAUCACUUCAUUUAUUUUAAAUUUUGCAUACAUUGU